GCACUUCUUACGGCAGCAUUGUCGACGACACAUGCACCCAGCGCAUGUCGCAUACUAACUCCAGCUGAGUGGCAGUGCGCGAUCGAUUGCCCAUCAUGGCGCAUCACUACAUCAACACGCCGGGCACUGAACGAGGGAACGAGACGUUUCUCAGUCCCAGCAAGAAUGGCCUCGUGGACAUGUCGUUCAACCAGCCUUUCCAGUCGCCCAGUAAAGAUGCCGGCCAGGAUAUUCGAAGUCGUAUGCGAGGACUUCGCGGUGGACCAGGACCAGUAUCUGCGCGAACACCGCGACCUCGAACAGCGUUGGUCGACAAGCGCAAUCCGACGGGCAAGCAGGAAUUCACACCGCUCCUCAAGAGCGCGAAACGAAACCAGCUGAUGCGACAGAGCAUAAUGGAGGAGAAGGAGAACACCAUAAAUGGCGACUUGAAAACGCCCGCUGGACUGCGUGAAAGCUUCGGCAGCAGAGCAACGCCUGGCUUACCGAUCGAAGCGUCGAUGCUGGACGAUUUCACUGGUAGUUCCGGUGAUCGCGAGAAUACGCCAGUGGCACCUCAAGCAGUCAGCUCAUCCAUGUACGACUCGACGCCUAUGCCGCACCUGCCCACGAACAGGAAUGGAGUGCUCGAGACGGGCAAUGUUUUGACUCUACGCGACCAGGAAGCCAAGCUGGACCAGAUUCAGAAGGACAACUUUGGUCUGAAGCUGAAGAUCCACUACCUCGAAGAUGCAAUGCGCAAAAGUGGCACCGAAUUCCAGCAGCAGACUUUGAAGGAGAAUGUCGAGCUCAAGACAAACAAGGCGCAACUGGAAGUAGAUUUAAAGAAGCAGCGUAAGCGGUUACAAGAUGCGGAGCAACAAUUAGAGGAAUACAAGUUACACCUGCGAGAAUAUCAAGAGAAGGUCAAGAAGCGACAUACGAGUGAACGCGAUCAGGAAGAGUAUGAGCGUCUGCAAAGGAUGGCCGAGGAGUCGCAGAAGAUUGCAGAUGAACGGGAGCAAGAGUUGGACCGAGUACGCGAGAAGCUUGACCAAGCGGAGCAGUUACAGAGCGACGAGAGCGAAGUGCAGCGUCUCAAGGAUCAGCUACUCGAUGCAGAGCAAGAAGUACGUGACAGGGAACGUGAGCUGGACGAGAAGGACACAAAGCUUGAAGAGUUGCAAGAGAAGCUGCAAGCGGCUGAACAAAUGGAAGGCGAUGCAGACAAGAUCCAACAACUGCGGGACGAUAUUGGUGAUCUGGAGGCCGACAUUCGAGAUCGCGAACGACAGCUCGAAGAGAAGGACGACAAGCUGGAGGAAUUGCAGCAGCAGGUCAAAGCGCUUCAACAAGACAAUGCGAACGUGGACCAUAUGCAGCAGGACAUCGACGACAUGGAGAACGAGCUCAAAGAGAAGGACGAGGAGUUGGACAGAAAGAAUGCUCGGAUCGCUGAACUCGAGGAACGCGUCAAUAGUUCGUAUGAUCGCGAGAAAUCGACCAAGAAGCUACGUGGCGAUGUUGUUGACCUUGAGAACAAGCUUCGACAAAAGGAUCAAGAGCUUGACGAGUUCAGAGAUCAAACACGAGCGUUAGAGAAGCGUCUGCAAACAGCGGAAUCCAGCCAAACAGCAGAGCUGCGACAAAAGGAUAAUGAGCUGCGCAACAUUCAGCGCGAAUUGGCUGACAAGGAUGGCGAGAUCAAAGCCCUGCAGGAACGACUGCAGACAGCGCGAGGCAGUUGGGACGCCGAGGCAGAGCAGACCGAUGCUCGACUGAGAGAAAAAGACCGCAUUAUUCAAGAGAAGGAAAGCCAACUACGAGACAAGUCGCGGGUGAUUGAGGAGCGCGACGACGAGCUCGUAGAUCUCGAGAAGCGCAUGCGAGCCGCCGAAUCAGCUCGAGAUGAUGCACUCCGCAAGCAGCGAGGUCGACAGAGCGAGGUCGACAGCCAAGUCAGCGAGCUUCAAGAACAGCUGCGGAUUGCCUCUUCUACCGCCCAGGCUAAGCUUGACGAGAAGGAUGGACUCAUACAGGCUCGUGAAAAGGAGGUGCAAACCCUUCAAAGCCGCAUUGCGUCUCUUCAGACUGGUGACAGCUCUGAGGUGCGACGAAAAGACGAGCAGAUCCGACGCCUAGAGUCUGAUAUCAAGUCAAAAGAGCGCGAGAUCAAGGACCAGCAGCAGCAGCUUACAAGCCUCAAAGCGCGAGUCGGAGCAAUGGAGACCCCAUCGAAGAAGGACAGCCUACUCAAGCAACAGGCUGACCAGAUCCGAUCUCUCGAGCAGGCUUUGCAAAAGCUAGAGCAGGACAAAGAAGCUGAGCUGGACGAGCUCGACCAACAUUGUCAAACCAUCGAGGAUGGCAAUAAGGACUUCGAGCAACAACUUGCUUCUCUUCGUAAGCGUACCGAAACUGCCGAUCGCGAUCAAAGUAUGCUUGGCCAUCAGAGCUCUGAGUUGAACGAGAAGAAUGAGCAGAUCCGUCGGCUGGAGCAGGAACUGGACCAGCUGCGCGACCGACUUCAACAAGUCAUCGAGCAGCGACAGAAAGAUGUCCGACAGCUGGAGCGCGAGCUCGAGACCGCCCGUUCAAACAGCAAGGGCGGCGUCGAAGAGGCUGAGCGCCGAUUUGCUGCCAUCAAGAAGGAGAUGCAAGCCGAGUUUGAAGAGGAGAAGGACGCCCUUGACGCAGAGAUCGAGUUAAUGGACACGCACUUCGUCGAAGUGGAAGCGGAGAAGGCGCGUCUCAAUGCCCGUAUCAAGGAUCUCGAGGCUGAAGUCAGUCGUGCUCAGCUUACGAAGGCAGAUGGCAGUCCGGCUCGUGAGCGCAACGAGUUGCGUACGCAGCUGCGCAAGGUAGAGGCUGAGCGUAACACCCUCGAGACUACCGUGAAGAAGCUGCGCAUCGAUCUCCAGACCGCUGAGUCUGCAAAGGUCAAUUUAUCUCCCGUCCGAGAUCGCGAGAGCUUGAGACAAGAGCUCGCCGUAGCCAAUGAAAAGGUUGCCAGACUGGAGCAACAGGUCGAGACGCUGGAGGCAGAGCUCCAGUAUGCCGAGCAGGAGAAGACACUGGCCGAAGAGCGUGGUGAUCUUCAUGACCUCCUCAAGAAGUCGAAGAUCGAAGCAGAGGAACUGCAAAUUGAGCUUACGAAGCGCGAGAAGGCGGACAAGAGCCAGCAACGUCGCGAAGCUGAGCUUCAGGCACAACUCCAGGACGCACAAGCAGAGAUCGACGACUUGCAAGUUCAAAUUGCAGAUCUGGAGAACCGCACGCAAGCACAGACGACAAAGGAACGUGAACACCGGAACCAGGCCAAGGAGCUUAAACGCCUGAAGCAGGAAUUGGAGGAGCUUCAAUUGCAACUUCAAGAUCGUAACGGGUCAUCGUCAGGUCAUGCUCGCCGCGAGGCAGAAUUGCGCGCUCAGUUGCGAGAUGCUCAAGCAGAUGUCGAUCGCCUGCAAAUGGAUGUCCAGGAUCGGGACGCUGGACUGCAGACUGCCGCAGCGAAGGAGCGACAACUUCGCGAGCGCCUGCAACGUGCUCGAGCAGAGGAGACCGUCACCCUACAGGCACAGGGCUUCCAAAGCGAGCUCGAGGACGCUGAAGUAGAAAUUCGUGCUCUGCAGUCACAACUGCAAGACCGUGCCGCUAAGCUAUCCGCCUCAAUGAAGCGUGAGGAAGACCUGAAGUUCAAAUUGAAGUCAGCGAAAGCCUCUGUCAAGCAAUUGCAGCAGCGUUCCGCCGAGAACUCGCAAGAUCUGGUGGCUCGACAACCGGUCGACACUCUUGCCCUGACCAAGCGCCACGAAUCCGAACUCAAGGGUCUCGUCAAGCAGAUUCAGUUCCUGCGCUUUUCUCUCAACCGCGAGAAUCAGUUCCGGAGCGAUCUGAUUCAUACGAAGAAUUACUUUUUGCUUCAGGUACAGAUGUACAACGCAUGCAAUCGCGAGGAUCUGCGACUUUUGGAGGAAAUUGGUGUUACACCAGAUAUGAGUUUCCGGGAGAAGAAGAGAAGUCUGAAGAGUGUGGCCUGCAUGGUGCUGGCGGGCGUGAGGAUGAAGAAGGGGGCGGAGAAGUGGAGAGAAUGUAGAAAGGUGGAGGAGAGUCUGUUGAGGAAGUUGGAGGGGGUGAGGAAGGGAAGGCAAUUGAAGGGGUAGAGGGUGGGAUGUGAGAUGCUUCUCCUGCUCGGUGGGGAGGUUGUGUUCUGCUUUGACGUUCGCUGGUAUUUGAGCGAGGUGUUGGUGGCUUGUGCUAUUCACUUGAUAGUAUGAUGAGAUAUGACUGCUUUCGUUGAUGCUCAGACUUGAUCGAAUGUUCACAGAGAUCCGGAUUGCUCGGCAUUGCUCGCUAACUGAUGAAACGUCAAACAUCCAAGUGCUGCGCAUAUGCAGGUGAAGCUUAUGCAUCCUUCUUGUCGCGAAUAAAUUGGCUCAUAUGCAAGACCUCGAGCCUCUGCUCCAUGUUAUGCCUCGGACAAUCUUCAAUACUGUGGGACAAUGCCUCUUUCACUUCCAUGAUCACUCAACAUUGCGAUGAUGCGCGGAAAGCGAGGCUCUGUCCAACGUUGCUUGGCGACUACCGUAAGUGGCCUCAUGGUUGCAGCGGGCGGAAAAACUCCCCAUGUCGAGGUUUUGAACGUUGACAACUGUCCAUCACGGAGUCCUUGUCCGUUGAGAUGAUCCCUGGGAAGGGCGAUCAUCAGCAGUGGACACCAAGCUUUGGGGGACACCACGGAACGGCGCCUAGGACACGCGAUGAGAGGAGCCACAAGCGCGUGCGGCGAGCAAAAGCUGUUCCUGCGUGCAAACAAGGUGCUGAUGUUGUCUUUGACU
Molecule: messenger RNA, 4817 nt
Organism: Cercospora beticola
Lineage: Eukaryota; Fungi; Ascomycota; Dothideomycetes; Mycosphaerellales; Mycosphaerellaceae
Cellular component (GO): cytoplasm; myosin II complex; myosin filament
Molecular function (GO): actin filament binding; microfilament motor activity
Source: RefSeq, a predicted model, not a curated record